Micromonas commoda is the source of this 438-nucleotide messenger RNA. RefSeq lists its product with no specific name. NCBI's taxonomy places the organism in Eukaryota, Viridiplantae, Chlorophyta, Mamiellophyceae, Mamiellales, Mamiellaceae. The record is from RefSeq and is a predicted model, not a curated record. The transcript has a single exon. The coding region runs from base 1 to 438 and encodes 145 amino acids.
AUGGGAUCAUUACUGCCCGGCUGGGAUCAGGUCCCCAGCUCGCCCCCUCCCGCCGAGUUUAAAUGGUCCGUGGACCGCACCGGCAAACGAAGGUCCUUCGACGAAGCUGAGGCGCAAAGGGAGCCUCGCGACGAGCCCGAUGAGGGGCGCCGCGCGAAGUCCGAGGAGCUGGACCGGUCGAGGUCGGCGGAGAUAAAGCGCAGGUCCUGGGAUUGGUGGGCACACACGCCCUCAUCGUGCCUGAACGACCCCUUGCGACCCGAACCCCCCGCUGACGAGGACGAAGCAAAAGGGAAAGCCAAGCGCAAGACCUCGUACACGCCUCAGCACAUGGUGCCCCACGACCUGCACGUCGAGGAGCCCGCCGUGGGGUGGACGUUCAAGCCCGCGGGCCACGACGGAUUCGAGCAUCCGAGAAGAGAGAAUAGCGGUGGAUGA